Molecule: messenger RNA, 1461 nt
Organism: Brettanomyces nanus
Lineage: Eukaryota; Fungi; Ascomycota; Pichiomycetes; Pichiales; Pichiaceae
Exons: 2
Coding region: 1-1461 (486 amino acids)
Cellular component (GO): cytoplasm
Source: RefSeq, a predicted model, not a curated record
AUGUAUCGGCACCCAAAUCUAUCCACCUCAUCAUCUGGUUCUGCCAAACGACUUUCCACCAACAAUCCAUUUCGGAAUGUGCUCCUUCAAGAGGAAGCCACGGUUUCCAAAGAUGCACAGUUCAAGCAAUGGAUGGACAAGCGUAUCAAGGAGGAAUCUGAAAGUGACGGUGAUAGCAACUCGUUCAGUGAGGGCGAUGAAGCUUUAGAUUUCACUGGUCUCUCACUUGAAAAUGGCAAGAACAGAAAGCCCCGGUUAGUUACUCACAAAUCUGAUUCCACCAUGGUGCCACCGCGUUCUGAUAGCAUUACUCUGCUCCCAAAUUAUGAAAAAGAUCUGCCACCCACAUAUGAAGAGGCCGUGGGUGAUGAGCAUGCUAAUGAUGAGUAUCCAAGAGAUAUCAAAGAGUCGUUAGAAUCUGAUGGCAAUCCGUUUCCAACGGCCUCUUUUCCGCGUCGUGCCAAGACUGUCAGGGUUUCCGGACAUUCAAGAACACAAUGGGAUGGCCAACCCGAAUUAGGAUCUGGUAACCCUGGUCAUUCAAAUUUGGACCGUAAAAGAAUGACAGCGACUGAAGAAACAGAAAUUUUGUCUGACGGUAGGGUCAGGUCAAGAAGUGCUGGCCAAAGUUCUUUGCCCUCACAUGACGAGCAUCGUAAACACCAUCCUCGCCAUCACCAUCAUUCCCACAGAGAUGAUGAAGGACAUAGAUUACAUAGACAUCGUUCCUCAAGACGAAAAUUUGUUAUGGAGAAGCCAAAGAAUUUGGAUACCAUUGAUAAACUUGAUGUGACGGGAUUUUAUGGUGGCGCCAAAUUCCACCAUGAUGGUCCAUUCGAUGCAUGUACUCCGCAUCGUAAUAAGGAUAUCAAGCAGGCACCUGUACUGGCGUUCCCACCAGAUGGUCCCAACAAUUCUAUCAAAGGUGUGGGUCCUCUUCAUUCGAAGGCGGACCAAUAUGAUUUGGUGUUCGGACUUAGUGAAGAAGAUCCUUUGUACAGUACUAAAAUUUCCAGGGGUGCCAACACACCGCCUACACAGGACAGACAGGCCUCAUCAUCACAACAGCAAUUACGCGCGCAGGUCUCUCCAUCUGAACAGAGAUCAAGCAGUCAACCCCCACGUCUGCAGUUCUACACAGGUAAAACGCCUUAUGGUAACGGACUUGUGGUUAAAAAGGCUAGUCGCUCUACAGUUGGCUUAAACGACAUUGCAAGUAAUCCAAAUGAGACGAGGUUUGAUGUGAACACAAAAUCUACACCUGUCCAUGGUGAUACUACUUUAGGUUUAGGUUCUAGUACGUUCCUUGAUGGUGCUCCUGCAUCUACUGUAACUCAGAAGAAAGCGAUACGGAAGGAGCAGCAAAAAUCUGAGUUGGGUAGAAAGAAGAGUCUUCUCGAUUCAGGUGGUUUCUUGAAAAGGGUGAAAAGUAUGAAAGUCAAAAAGAGCUCCAGGGAUUAG